Messenger RNA from Octodon degus (degu), 1217 nucleotides. It is a transcript of the gene Ppie, whose product is annotated as peptidylprolyl isomerase E. Gene Ontology annotation, molecular function: RNA binding; peptidyl-prolyl cis-trans isomerase activity. The record is from RefSeq and is a predicted model, not a curated record. NCBI's taxonomy places the organism in Eukaryota, Metazoa, Chordata, Mammalia, Rodentia, Octodontidae. Gene Ontology annotation, biological process: protein folding; protein peptidyl-prolyl isomerization. Gene Ontology annotation, cellular component: intracellular membrane-bounded organelle. Bases 19 to 924 code for a protein of 301 amino acids. The transcript has 10 exons.
GAAGCGCGCUGGAGCAAGAUGGCCACUACCAAGCGCGUGCUGUACGUGGGAGGACUGGCAGAAGAGGUGGACGACAAAGUUCUUCAUGCUGCUUUUAUUCCUUUCGGAGACAUCACAGAUAUUCAGAUUCCUCUGGAUUAUGAAACAGAAAAGCACCGAGGUUUUGCUUUUGUUGAAUUUGAGUUGGCAGAGGAUGCAGCAGCAGCUAUUGACAACAUGAAUGAAUCUGAGCUCUUUGGACGGACAAUUCGUGUCAAUUUGGCCAAACCAAUGAGAAUUAAAGAGGGUUCCUCCAGACCAGUUUGGUCAGAUGAUGACUGGUUGAAGAAGUUUUCUGGGAAGACUCUUGAAGAGAAUAAAGAGGAAGAAGGGGCAGAAACUCCCAAGGUAGAAACCCAGGAGGGAGAGCCCCCUGCAAAAAAGACACGGUCAAAUCCUCAGGUGUACAUGGACAUCAAGAUCGGGAACAAGCCAGCCGGCCGUAUCCAGAUGCUCCUGCGUUCUGAUGUCGUGCCCAUGACAGCAGAGAAUUUCCGCUGCCUAUGCACCCAUGAAAAGGGCUAUGGGUUCAAGGGAAGCAGCUUCCACCGCAUCAUCCCCCAGUUCAUGUGCCAGGCUGGGGAUUUCACAAACCACAAUGGCACCGGGGGCAAGUCCAUCUACGGGAAGAAGUUUGAUGAUGAAAACUUUAUACUCAAGCACACAGGACCAGGCCUCCUUUCCAUGGCCAACUCUGGCCCAAACACAAAUGGCUCGCAGUUCUUUCUGACCUGUGACAAGACGGACUGGCUAGAUGGCAAGCACGUGGUGUUUGGGGAGGUCACCGAAGGCCUGGAUGUCUUGCGGCAGAUUGAGGCCCAGGGCAGCAAGGACGGGAAGCCGAAGCAGAAGGUGAUCAUCGCCGACUGUGGGGAGUACAUGUGAGGUGGCACCACCAGUUCCCUCUCUGCUCCCUGCGUGUCCUGUGGGAAGCAAGCAGUGCUGUGUCCGAGCUCCUCCUUGGGCCAGCUUGGAGCAGCUCCUCUGGAGCAUGGCCUGGACUUGGUAUGAGCUCCUGCCAGGUGCACUGUGUGCCUGUGGCCAGUGCGGUACCACCCUCCCCACCAUGGAUAGCCGAGUGUGUCCACUCGCUUUCCCAGGUGUGGCUGCCAAGUCUGCCCUGGCCCACCUGAGGCUCCUGGAUACUUUCUUUGCUAAAAUAAAUCCUGAUUCUUUUA